Molecule: messenger RNA, 2874 nt
Organism: Drosophila novamexicana
Lineage: Eukaryota; Metazoa; Arthropoda; Insecta; Diptera; Drosophilidae
Gene: Klp10A
Product: kinesin-like protein Klp10A
Exons: 5
Coding region: 313-2808 (831 amino acids)
Biological process (GO): microtubule-based movement
Molecular function (GO): ATP binding; microtubule binding; microtubule motor activity
Source: RefSeq, a predicted model, not a curated record
AGUUGUGAUUAAUUCCAAAAAUAUAAAAAAAAAUCCUUUUAGUAAUUUUAUGGAUUGUGCUAUUAAAUAGUUUGAAGAAGAAACAGCGCGUGUGUUCAAAUAAGCGAGUGUGUCGAGACACCAGGCAUACAUACCAAACGGCAAACGGCAUAAUACGGGAUCAGGAUCUGGGUCUGGUACUGGAACUGGAACUGGUUCACCAGCAUCAACAACAACAACAACAACAACCAGAACAACAACAUCAUCGCGCACACCAUCCAAAUCCAAGCAAGGACUUGUGCAAAGCCUGGGCAAGUAUUGAAUACAACAAUAAUGGAUAUAAUAAACAUUGGACAGAGCGUUAAAAUCAAACGCACCGAUGGACGCAUCCAUGGCGCUGUUGUAUCCAAAUUGAAUCCAUCGGCACGCUGCAUCACCGUUGAAUGGUAUGAGCGCGGCGAGACCAAAGGCAAGGAGGUCGAACUGGAGGCCAUACUCUCGCUCAAUCCGGAGCUGGCAAUGUCCGAUGCCAACGAAAUGCAGCACACAGCACCCGAACCGAAGAAACAGGCAACGGCGCCCAUCAAUCUAUCGCGCAAUCCCACACAGUCUGCCAUUGGCGGUGGCGCUGGCAGCAGCAGCGGCGGAGGAGGCGGCGGCGGCGGCGGUGGUAGCUCAACCGCACGAAUGACCAUGACCGGCACACAGCUGAACAAGAUCAGCGAGACGAACAGUCGCGAUUUGCCGCCACAGUUGGGCAAUAGCCAGAGUGUUGGCAAUAUGACAACCGCCAAUAGCAGCAGCAUCCAGUCAACUGGCGUUGGCGCCACAGCCAGCGGCAUGAUGCGGCCCCGGUAUGCACAUGGCCAGGUCAACAGCAAUGCACAGUCGCGCAUCGCCUCGGCGGUGCCCAGCAACAGCAACAAUAUUAACAACGAGCGUGGCGCUGCCAAUUCGACAGCAACAGGAGCAACAGGAGCAGCAGCAGCAGCGGCAGCCGCAACAAACAAUUCAAAUAAUUCAACAACAACAACAGCUGCCAAUGCUGCCGGCGCACGUCGUUCGCAUGCCCUGAAGGAGGUGGAACGCCUCAAGGAGAAUCGCGAGAAGCGUCGUGCGCGCCAGGCUGAAAUCAAGGAGGAGAAGGUCGCAUUGAUGAACCAGGAUCCAGGCAAUCCCAAUUGGGAGACAGCGCAAAUGAUACGCGAAUAUCAGAAUACCCUCGAAUUUGUGCCGCUGCUCGAUGGGCAAGUGGUCGAUGAUCAUCGGAUAACCGUUUGUGUGCGCAAGCGUCCGCUUAGUCGCAAGGAAUUGAAUCGCAAGGAGAUCGAUGUCAUAUCCGUGCCGCGCAAGGAUAUGCUCAUGGUCCACGAACCGCGCAACAAGGUCGAUCUAACCAAAUUCCUUGAAAAUCACAAAUUUCGCUUCGACUAUGCAUUCAACGAUUCAUGCGACAAUGCCAUGGUAUACAAAUACACAGCAAAGCCGCUGGUAAAAACUAUUUUUGAGGGGGGAAUGGCAACGUGCUUUGCAUAUGGACAAACAGGAUCGGGUAAAACACACACGAUGGGAGGUGAAUUCAAUGGCAAGGUGCAGGAUUGCAAAAAUGGCAUAUACGCCAUGGCCGCCAAGGAUGUCUUUGUCACGCUCAAUGGACCCCGUUAUCGCUCGCUGAACUUGGUCGUUUCGGCUAGUUUCUUUGAAAUAUACAGCGGCAAGGUCUUUGAUUUGCUGGCUGACAAGCAAAAGCUGCGCGUUUUGGAGGACGGAAAGCAACAGGUACAGAUCGUCGGACUAACCGAAAAGGUGGUCGAUAGCGUCGAGGAGGUACUAAAGCUUAUACAACACGGCAAUGCGGCGCGUACAUCUGGCCAAACGUCGGCCAAUUCAAAUUCGUCGCGUUCACAUGCCGUAUUCCAAAUUGUUUUGCGUCCGAUGGGCAGCAGCAAAAUACACGGCAAAUUCUCAUUCAUUGACCUGGCGGGCAAUGAGCGUGGCGUGGACACAUCAUCGGCGGAUCGUCAGACCCGAAUGGAGGGCGCCGAAAUUAAUAAAUCUCUGCUCGCACUCAAGGAGUGCAUUCGUGCGUUGGGCAAACAGUCGUCACAUUUACCAUUUCGUGUCUCAAAGCUGACGCAAGUGCUGCGCGACUCGUUCAUUGGGGAGAAGAGCAAGACAUGCAUGAUUGCCAUGAUAUCGCCCGGUUUGAGCAGUUGCGAGCAUACGUUAAAUACGCUACGCUAUGCGGAUCGCGUUAAGGAGCUCGUUGUCAAGGAUAUUGCCGAAAUUGGACACGGUGAUGGUGAGCCCAUCGAGAUCAUGGACGACGAGGAGGAGGAGGAGCAACAAUUGACAGAGCACGGCGUUGUCGGCCUGCCACAUCAUUCGGCCCAUCAUCAUCAUCAUCAUCAUCAUCAUCAGUCGCUGCAGCGCGGCCACAACAAUAACAACAACAAUAGCAAGAACGGCAAUGCAGCCAACAUGGACUUGGCCAUGCUUAGUUCGCUGAGCGAACACGAAAUGUCGGACGAGCUAAUUGUACAACAUCAGGCUAUCGAUGAUCUGCAACAGACCGAGGAAAUGGUCGUUGAAUUUCAUCGCAGCGUGAACGCAACACUGGAGAAUUUCCUAGCCGACUCGAAGGCCCUAUAUGAUUUAACCAAUUAUGUGGAUUAUGAUCAGGAUGCGUAUUGUAAGCGCGGCGAGACAAUGUUCUCCACGCUCUUAGAUAUUGCCAUACAAUGCCGUGAUAUGAUGGCCGAAUAUCGCACCAAAUUGGCCAAGGAGGAGAUGUUGUCCUGCAACUUUAAGCCAACAAAUAAGCGUUAAACAACAACAACAAUCCCCAACAACAACAACAACAGUAUCAGCAACAACAACAACAACAACAACCCC